Messenger RNA from Leptidea sinapis, 12273 nucleotides. RefSeq names its product dynein axonemal heavy chain 3 (gene Dnah3). Gene Ontology annotation, biological process: microtubule-based movement. NCBI's taxonomy places the organism in Eukaryota, Metazoa, Arthropoda, Insecta, Lepidoptera, Pieridae. The record is from RefSeq and is a predicted model, not a curated record. Gene Ontology annotation, molecular function: ATP binding; minus-end-directed microtubule motor activity; dynein intermediate chain binding. The transcript is spliced from 69 exons. Gene Ontology annotation, cellular component: dynein complex. The coding region runs from base 24 to 12059 and encodes 4011 amino acids.
GUUACACAACUGCUUCAAAAACUAUGCGAACGAUUAACAUGCCCCCCAAACGUCGCCCGCCUCCCAAUCUGUACGGUCCGCUUGGCCCCAAUGGGGAGCUGCAGUUCCCCCCACUCAAGCCUUGGGCGGAGAGAGAAAGAGAGAGAUUGGAGGCUCUCCAGAAGGAGAAGAGUAAGCCUAAAGUCCAGAAAGGACUGGUGCUGCUCGAAGACCUUGUGUCUGGUGCGUAUGAGAGACGAAAGGCAGCAGAAGCAGAGGCGAAGAGAAAGAGAAUAGCGGAGAAGAAAAGACAGAAGAUAGAAGCGGAGAAGGCAGCGGAAGAAGCUUUGAAAAAGCACUUGGCUAAGUUGUCGUUUGAGUUGCCGCGCGACCCCGACCAGCAGAAGGCUGAAAUGAUCAAGAUAACAGAAGAGGAGCACUACAGGGUCCUGACCCCCAAGGAACUGGAGAGGAUACAAUAUUAUCUUACCACGUCUUUAUCAGAGCACCAGCUACCACAGUUUCCCGAACACCUGUACAAGCGCGCCAAGCUGCGGGUGGACAAACAGACGGCACACAUAAAGAGGAAGCUUCUUAUUCUCACUUACCAGGCCUGCGUGAGACAGAGCGAGGCGGAUAUUAAAGAGUUUUUUCUUCAGUCAAUGAAAAGAUGCCUGCUGAGCUACAUCCUGGAGGACCCCCGCGAGCGCGCGCGGCUUCAGAUAUCGCUGAUGCCGACGCUGUGGCCGGCUCUGGUGGUGCGAGCGCCCGUGCCCUGGCACAGCGGCGUGGUGCGCGCCAGGCAGGCCAUGUUCUACCGCUACUACGAGGGCAACCCCGUGCUGGUCGAGCUGAGGAGGAUGUGGCACGAGAGGUAUCAAAAUAUAUUCAUUUGCGACAUGAACAAGAUGCAAGAGGAGUGUCCGUUCCCGCAGUACCCUGGCGAGUUCACGGAGCGGCUGAACAAGCUGUGCGCGGACACCAGAGCUGAGCUGGUGGACAACUGGAUCGUGGACGUGGCCGACACGUUGAUCAAGAUGAGGAGCCACUGGUCCGUCUACGUCGCCAAGAAGAAGAAGGCAUCCAAGUUCCAAGUGGAGGAGUUUUUUAGUUGUAUUCACGGCUUGAUGUCGAAGCAAAUUCGUGAUCUCGUGGAGCGCAGCGUCUAUCACUUUGCCGAAUACUUUAUGUAUUAUUUCGAAGGCAACGAUUACGGUAUGGAGUACAAGGAUUAUACAUUCAUUAAGAAUCCGCUGCUGCGCAUCAGGGUCGUGGGACAGCCUGGCUCCAUCCAGCUCGCGUUCGACCCAUCCCUGGAUCAUAUGAAGGCUCUCAUAACGAAGUGGUUCCACACUAUAAUCAGUGUUAACACUCGGCUGCCAAGCGUCGAUGGCCUCAUGUAUCCAGGUGCUGCUCGGCCCAGACCGUACCUGAUGGCAGUGUACCCUGAGGAGCUGUACCUAGCGGAAGUGAUCAACAAGUGCGUUAAAGUAUUCAGCAUCAACAGGCCGGGACCCAGCCGCUACAUCAGCAUGUACCAAGACUACCACUAUCUUCUGAAUGGCUCCGCUCAUGAAGAUCUGCUGCGCUUCUUUGCCUUAGACCCGCCCCCCUACCUUAAGGAUUUUUCGGCGCGGAUUUAUAUGUACGAGGCCCUCCGAGAUGAGAUCGUGUUCCUUCGCCGCGACAUCCCCCUCAACAUGAUCCUGCUGGACUGCGGACCUAUCAACGACGUGAUCCGGGACAUCGUGAACGGCCUGCGACACUACAUCGUAGACCAUUUCAUCCUUCUCAACAGAAAGUGGAAUAGAUCCAUCUGCAACGUGUACGAAGAGAUGGCAUCGCGUGCAUCGGAGAGUCCCGAGACCACGGCGCAGCUGGUGGAGCUGCUGUCGUACAUCCAGGACUGCCGGGAUUGCGCCAUGUUCGAGCUGCGAGAGAAGAGUCGCACCACCGCCGAACACGUGCUGUUCCUCAUGGACCAUGCACAUCUCAACUUUGAAGAUAUCAACCUCAACACUAGAGUGUUUCUGUGGCCACUGGAUAUGGAGGAGACAAUAGACUUGACUCUGAAGACUCUGAACACUAAGAAGAUGAUGGCGGAAGAUAAGCUGCGCAGCAGAAAGGCGAUCUUCGAGGAGAAGCUGAAGAAGCACGAGAAGGAGCUGGAGACCUUCCGGCGAUAUGAUCCACCGCUCCUGAACCUUGAUCUGUUGAGAGAAGUUGUCGGCCGAAUCGAUGAGAUACACCAUAAUUUAGUUGAAGACAAACACGAAGCCGAUGAGAUAAUAAACGAAGAGACCCUUCUAGACCAAGAGGUGUCCGUUUACUUCAGUCUGCAGUCGAUGCUGGCUGGCGUCGACCCCUUCCAUAAGUUGUGGCACACCGCAUUCGACUUCUACGAUGGAUAUGAGAAAUGGUACCACGGUCCAUUCCUGGGCUUGGAUGCAGAAACGAUCACGGAGGACGUGGAGGCGUGGUGGAAGCUUCUGUACAAGCUGAGCAAGCAGCUUUUCGAGUUCCCGGGGGCGAAGCGGAUCGCAGACAUGGUGCGCAACAAGGUGGAGAAGUUCAAGGUGCUGCUGCCCGUGCUGAGUGCUAUCUGCAACAAGGGCAUGCGUGAUCGACACUGGGCUAAGAUUAGCGAUCUCGUGGGAACAGAGGUGGUGCACGACCCGGAAACGACGCUGGCAGACAUGGUGGAGCAAGGAGUCCAUGUCUUCUCCUCGCAGUUGGAGGAGAUCGAGCAGUACGCCUCCAAGGAGUACUCACUCGAGAAGGCACUCCUCAAGAUGAAGGACGAGUGGUCCGGUGUGAAGUUUGAAGUUGUGCCCUACAGGGACACCGGUACUGGUAUACUCACAGGGCUGGAUGACAUCCAACAACAGCUGGAUGACCACAUCCUCAAGUCGCAAACGAUGCGCGGCUCGCCAUACGUGAAGGCUUUCGAGGCUGACAUGGUCGCCUGGGAGGAGAAACUCAUCAGCAUGCAGGAUAUCUUGGACCAGUGGCUGCAGUGCCAAGCUACGUGGAUGUACCUGGAGCCAAUCUUCUCGUCUGAGGACAUCAUGCGUCAAAUGCCGACCGAAGCUCGCAACUUCCGGGACGUGGAUAAGGAGUGGAGGACCAUCAUGGCUGCCACGCAGAAGGAUCCCAUGGUGCUGCAAGCUACGGACUUCCCUGGUCUGCUGAGGAAACUGCGCUCCAACAACGCCUUGCUGGAUGACAUUCAGCGGGGCCUUAAUGAUUACUUGGAGAAGAAGAGGCUGUUCUUCCCAAGGUUCUUUUUCCUCUCCAACGACGAGCUACUAGAAAUUCUGUCAGAAACGAAGGAUCCCAUGCGCGUACAGCCGCACCUCAAGAAAUGCUUCGAGGGCAUCUACACGCUGGAGUUCAACGCUGCCCAGGAGAUCGUAGGCAUGAUGUCCGCCGAGGGAGAGGUGGUCAAACUGUCCUCCUCUAUUCAACCAGCUGAUGCAAAGGGUAUGGUGGAGCGCUGGCUACAACAGCUCGAGCACCAGAUGGUGGUGAGUCUGCAGGACGUGGCUGCCGAGGCGAUCACCGCGUACGCUCUCUCUGCCCGCGAGCAGUGGGUUCUUAGCUGGCCGGGACAGAUUGUGCAAGCUGGCUCAUGCGUUCACUACACCACCGAGGCAAUAGAAGCGAUAAAGGCAAACAGCCUCCCGGACAUGAUCGAGCUCAGCACGAAGCAGAUCACGGGGCUGGUGUACCUGGUGCAGGGUGAGCUGGACGCCGGCAGCCGCAUCACGGUGGAGGCGCUGAUCGUCAUUGACGUGCACGGUCGUUCUAUACUCGAGGAAAUGGUCGAGAAGAAAGUGCGCGAGAUCACAGACUUUAACUGGAUCAGUCAACUGCGGUACUACCUGCGUGGAGACAGGAUGCUGUGCUCCAUGAUAACCACCGACGUGGAGUACGGCUUCGAGUAUCUGGGUAACUCCGGGCGGCUGGUCGCCACACCGCUCACUGAUAGAUGCUUCAGGACUCUAAUGAGCGCCCUAAAGUUGAACCUGGGCGGAGCUCCCGAAGGUCCUGCCGGCACGGGUAAGACCGAGACCACGAAGGAUCUGGCAAAAGCCGUUGCCAAGAAGUGCGUGGUGUUCAACUGCUCGGACGGUCUCGAUUAUAAGGCGCUCGGAAAAUUCUUUAAGGGCUUGGCACAGUCCGGAGCAUGGGCAUGCUUUGAUGAGUUUAACCGGAUCGAGCUGGAAGUGUUGUCUGUGGUGGCGCAGCAAAUCCUCUCCAUCCAGCUGGCUAUCAUGCGCCGGGACAAGCGCUUUAUCUUUGAAGGGACGGAGAUAAGUCUAAACCCGACCUGUUCCGUCUUCAUCACAAUGAAUCCAGGGUACGCGGGGCGCACUGAGCUGCCGGACAACCUGAAGGUGUUGUUCCGCACCGUCGCCAUGAUGGUGCCCGACUACGCCAUGAUCGGAGAGAUCACGCUCUACUCGAACGGGUUCGUCAACGCCGGCCCGCUGGCUCGCAAAAUAGUGCAAGCGUAUAAGCUGUGUUCGGAGCAGCUAUCGUCACAGAACCACUACGACUACGGCAUGCGCGCGGUCAAGUCAGUGUUGCUCGCGUCAGGUGCCCUCAAGAAGAACUACCCCGAAAAGGACGAGUCGCAGCUGGUCCUGCGAGCCAUCAUCGACGUCAACAUGCCCAAGUUUCUAUCGCAGGAUGUCCCCCUGUUCAUGGGUAUAUACUCCGAUUUAUUCCCCGGAGUGGAUAUACCGCAGCCAGACCGAGCGGAGCUUCUUAAGUGUAUUCUGAAAGAGCUGGAAAAAAGGAACCUGCAGGCCACAGAGUGGUAUCUGGAGAAAAUUAUUCAGAUAUAUGAAAUGAUGUUGGUGCGCCACGGGUUUAUGAUAGUGGGUCCCCCGAUGGGCGGCAAGACGCAGGCCUACCAGACUCUGGCGGAAUCCUUGCGCGCGCUGCAGCUGAUGAAGCCCCCGCCCAGGCACAAGGAGUUCGGAGCCAUUUACCGCAUCCUCAACCCCAAGGCUAUCACCAUGGGACAGCUAUAUGGCUGCUUUGAUCCUGCUUCUCACGAGUGGUCGGACGGCGUGCUGGCGAUAGCUUUCCGGGAGUACGCCAUGUCCAUCACGCGCGAUCGCAAGUGGAUCCUGUUCGACGGGCCCGUGGACGCCGUGUGGAUCGAGAACAUGAACACCGUGCUGGACGACAACAAGAAGCUGUGCCUCAUGAGCGGCGAGAUCAUACAGAUGACAAAUAAGAUGAACCUAAUAUUCGAAGCUGCGGACCUUGAGUUUGCGUCGCCGGCCACUGUCUCGCGAUGUGGAAUGAUAUACAUGGAGCCUGAGCAAUUAGGUUGGCGCGCGUUCCUCACCUCGUACAACGUCCUGCUGACCAAGAAGCUGAUACCGGAGCAGUACGAGCUGAUCCAGGAGCUCAUAGAUUGGCUGGUGCCGGCCAUGUUCGAGUUUAUCCAGCUCAAGUGCCAUCACUUCGUGCAAGUCGGCGAGAUACAUCAGUUCUUUUCGUUCACUCGCUUGUUUACGUGCCUGCUGGAGGGGGAGACCCAGUUCAGCACCAUCUGGCUGCAGUGCACCUUCGUGUUCUCGCUGUUGUGGGGCAUCGCGCCCUCAAUCACAGGUGAUAGCCGGAAAGGUUUCGACACGUUCUUCCGCAAACUGCUAGAUGGCCAGAACACGGCAUACCCAAAACCGAAGUCUUUCAAGCUGACCAAGAAUCAACUCUUCCAAGACAAGGACACUGUGUUCGAUUUCGUGUACGACAAGAGGAACAACGGAACUUGGAUACCCUGGGCCGAGCUGGAGAAAGAAGCCCCGUUACCUGCCAAUGCUAAGGUGAACGAUCUUAUAAUCCUAACGAAUGAGAACGCGUGCCUGCGAUUCUUCGUGUCCCGAAUGGUCAAGUCUAAGAUCCCGAUUCUCCUGGUGGGCCCCACCGGAACGGGCAAGUCUUCGCUGGUGCUCAACUUCCUGCUGUCGCUGCCUAAGGAGAAGUACAUCACCAACACUAUCAACUUCUCCGCCAGGACUACUGCGAAUCAGACUCAAGACAUAAUCAUGUCGAAGGUGGACAGACGCAGGAAGGGCGUGUUCGGACCUUCGAUGGGCAAAAAGUGCGUACUGUUCGUGGAUGACCUGAGCAUGCCACAGAAGGAGCAGUACGGAGCGCAGCCCCCACUCGAGCUGCUGCGGCAGUGGAUCGACCACGGUCACUGGUACGACCUCAAGGAGAUGGUGCGCCAGGAGCUAGUCGACGUGCUGUUCGUAUCUGCCAUGCUGCCUCCGGGAGGCGGCUCGAAUCUGAUCUCGUCUCGGCUGACCCGGCAUACCAUCCUCAUCGCCCUGGACUCGUUCGAAGACAACACCCUCAACAAGAUAUUCUGCACCAUUAUGGAAUGGCACUUCCUCAAAGGCUUCUCCGAAAGUCUUUCCAGGCAGAAUAAGGGCAUAGUGGGUGCAACAAUGGAGGUGUACAAAGCGGUGACGAAGCAAUUCCUGCCGACGCCCAGCAAGUGUCACUACUUGUUCAACUUGCGGGACUUCGCGAGAGUCAUCAAAGGGGUGUUGCUGGUGCCCGCUACGCACAUGAAGGAGCUCAACAAGCUGGUGCUGCUGUGGAUCCACGAGACCUACCGCGUGUUCUACGACAGGCUGGUGGACGAUGCUGACAGAAAAAAACUAUUCGAUGUGGUGUAUAAGUCUGUGUACGGAAACUUCCGUGUGCAUAUGGACCAGGUCCUGACAGAGAUGGGCUACGUCCCUGACGGAGAGAAGUGCAGCAACAAGCACGCUGCCAACAUAUUCUUCGGAAACUAUAUGGAACCCGAUGCUGAUCCGAAAAUAUACGACCAGGUGAUGGACCUGGAGGAUAUGGCGGUCAAGAUGGAGUACUACCUGGACGAGUACAACGUUGUGUCGUCGUCGCCGAUGGCGCUGGUCAUGUUCCGAUACGCGCUCGACCACAUCUCUCGCUGCACGAGGGUGUUGCUGCAGGAUAACGGUAACCUACUGCUCGUGGGUGUGGGUGGCAGCGGACGAAGCAGCGCCGUCAAGCUAGCCGCCAGUAUACUCGAAAUGAAUGUUAUUCAGAUUGAAAUCUCACGAGUAUAUGGUCAGAAUGAAUGGCGCGACGACAUCCGCAAGUUGCUGAUGAAGGCGGGCAUCAUCGGCAAACCUCUCGUGUUUCUCUUUGCUGACAAUCAGAUCAUGUACGAAGGUAUGGUAGAAGAUAUAAAUAUGUUACUGAACACAGGCGACAUUCCCAAUUUGUACGGAAUGGAUGAGAAAGUAGAAAUUUUAGAAAAAAUGCAGAACGCUGUUAGAGAGUCUGGCAGGAAAAUGGAGACCACACCACUAGCAAUGUUCGGCUUCUAUGUAGAGCGAGUGAAGGCCAACUUACGCAUCGUGCUGGCUAUGUCUCCCAUCGGAGACUCCUUCCGGAACCGUCUUAGGAUGUUUCCGUCCCUUAUCAAUUGCUGCACUAUUGACUGGUUUACGUCUUGGCCGAGUGAGGCUCUCGAACGCGUGGCAUCCAUGUUUAUUGCGAAGAUGGAGAACGUAGAUGAGCAGCUACAGCUGUCCUGCGUGCAGAUGUGUCAGCUGUUCCACAUGAGCGUGGUGGAGCUCAGCGACAGGUUCUACGCGGAGCAGAAACGGAAAGUCUACGUGACUCCUACAAGCUACUUGGAGCUGAUAAAGGCUUUCCAGAAUUUGUUUGCGUUAAAAGUGGACCAGAUUACUAAAGCUCGUACACGGUACGAGAUAGGUUUGGAACAAUUAGAGUUUGCAGCUGGCCAGGUAGCGGUGAUGCAGCAAAACCUCAGAGAUUUGCAGCCACUCCUCGUUGAGACCUCGGACAAGACAGAGAAGCUCAUGAUCAAGAUCGAACAGGACACCGUUGUGGUGGAGAAACAAAAGGAGAUAGUGGGCGCGGAUGAGGCGCUGGCCAACGAGGCGGCUGCGGCGGCUCAGGCCAUCAAGGACGACUGCGAGUCGGACCUGGCGGAGGCCGUGCCCGCGCUGCAGGCCGCGCUGGAUGCCCUCAACACCCUCAAGCCGGCUGACAUUACGCUGGUCAAGUCCAUGAAGAACCCGCCCGCUGGGGUCAAGCUGGUCAUGGAGGCGGUGUGCGUCAUGAAGGGCGUUAAGGGAGACAGGAAGAUGGAUCCUAGUGGUAAGCCUGUGGAGGAUUACUGGGGGCCGUCGCAGAAGAUGUUGGGCGAUAUGAAGUUCUUGGAGAGUCUGAAGAACUACGACAAAGACAACAUUCCCCCCGCUACGAUGAAGAAGAUCAGGGACAAAUACAUCCCGGACCGUGAGUUCGACCCCGCGGUGAUCGCCAAGGUGUCAUCGGCUUGCGAGGGUCUGUGCAAGUGGGUGCGGGCCAUGGACGUCUACGAUAGAGUCAUUAAGGUGGUGGCACCAAAGAAGGCGGCGUUAGCGGAGGCCGAGGCGGAGCUCCAGGCGCAGAUGAACACGUUGAACGCGAAGCGCGCGCAGCUGCAGGCCGUCCUCGACAAACUGCAGGCUUUGAACGAUGAAUUCGCCGAGAUGACUCGCAAGAAGAAAGGCUUGGAGGAUGAGAUAGAUCUGUGCUCCACGAAGCUGUGCCGCGCCGAGCAGCUGAUCGGCGGGCUCGGCGGCGAGAAGACAAGGUGGACGGAGCUGGCGCACCAGCUGAAUGCAUUGCUGGACAUGAUUAUCGGCGACGUGUUGCUAGCCGCGGGCUUCAUCGCCUACCUCGGUCCCUACACCGUCAACUAUCGCAGGGAAAUCGCGCUCAUGUGGAACAAGCGGACUCUUGAACUGAACAUCCCGUGCUCGGAGUCGUUCACACUGAUCGCGACCCUGGGUGAGGCUGUGGUGAUCCGCGCGUGGAACAUCGCCGGACUGCCCGUGGACGCCUUCUCCAUCGAGAACGGCAUUAUUGUGGAGCGUUCCCGCCGCUGGCCGCUCAUGAUUGAUCCUCAAGAGCAAGCGAACAAGUGGGUCAAGAACAUGGAGCGGGAGAACCAGCUGAAGGUCAUAAAGCUGACCGAUUCCAACUACGUGCGGAUCAUGGAGAACGCCAUCCAGCUGGGCUUGCCUGUCAUCCUGGAGAACAUCCGCGAGCAUCUUGACGCCGUCCUCGAGCCGGUGCUGCUCAGAAAUAUCUUCAGGUCGGGAGGGAUAGACUGCCUGAAGUUGGGGGACAACAUCCUGGAGUACAACCACAACUUCCGGUUCUACAUCACCACGCGGAUCAGUAACCCGCACUAUCUUCCAGAGAUCGCCGUCAAGGUGACGUUGCUGAACUUCAUGAUAACGCCUCAAGGCCUUCAAGACCAGCUCCUGGGCAUAGUGGUCGCGCAGGACCGGCCGGAGCUCGAGCUGAAGAAGAACCAACUCAUCGUUGAGGGAGCCAACAAUAAACGGACCCUCAAGGAAAUUGAGGAUAAGAUUCUUGAGGUUCUGUCAUCGGCUGGUAAUAUCCUGGAAGACGAAUCGGCGAAUCAGAUCUUGUCGUCGUCCAAAGUCCUAUCGAUAGAAAUCCAGGCCAAGCAGGACGCGGCCGCCAUCACGGAGAAGGAGAUAGACGAGGCGCGGCUGCUGUACGUACCGGUGUCCAAACACAGCUCUGUGCUGUUCUUCUGUAUCUCAGACCUGGCCAACAUCGACCCCAUGUACCAGUACUCGCUGAAUUGGUUUAUCAACUUGUACAACCAAGCGAUCAUAAACUCACCGAAGGCGGACGAUCUGGACGAGCGUCUGGCCGGCUUGAACGCGUACUUCACCAAGAGCAUCUACGAGAACGUGUGCAGGAGCCUCUUUGAAAAAGACAAGCUCAUCUUCUCCCUAGUACUCACACUCGGAAUACUGAGAUCAAAGGGUCAAAUAGAUGACGACCUGGUUGCCUUUCUGCUGACGGGAGGUGUUGCUCUGGAGAACCCUUUCGAGAACCCCGCGCCUACUUGGCUCACGGAGAAGGGCUGGUCGGAAAUCGUACGUUCCAGCAAUUUAAAUGGACUACGCGGCUUUAAGGAAAACUUCGAGAAGGACGUUCAAAGCUGGAAGGAUUUUUAUGACCUUUCUGCACCCCAUGAGAGCUCCUUCCCAUCUCCAUAUGAGAACAUUCGAGGGAUACCCAAGCUUAUUAUGUUGAGAUGUAUUCGACCGGAUAAACUCAUCCCCCUCGUACAACAAUACGUAGUGGAAGAGAUGGGUCGGACCUAUAUUGAGCCUCCCCCCUUCGACCUGGAGAAGUCGUACAACGACAGUAAUUGCUGCUCGCCGCUCAUCUUCAUCCUGUCGCCAGGAUCUGACCCCAUGUCAGGGCUUGUCAAGUUCUCAAUGGAAAAGAAGGUCGUCAGCUUUGAGACUAUAUCUCUGGGACAAGGGCAGGGCCCGAUUGCGGCAAGUAUGAUCAACGUUGCGAUCCAGUCGGGAGGCUGGGUGGUGCUGCAGAACUGCCAUGUAAUGGACUCGUGGAUGGGCGAGUUGGAGAGGAUCUGCGCGGAAGUGAUCGUGCCGCACGCCACGCACCACGAGUUCCGCUGCUGGCUGACAUCGUACCCCAGCAAGGCGUUCCCCGUUACGGUGCUGCAAAAUGGAGUAAAAAUGACCAACGAGGCCCCGAAAGGACUGAAGAACAACAUAUACCGCUCGUACAUAUCAGACCCGAUCUGCGACCCCGAGUUCUACAUUUCGUGCCCCCGCACGGAGGAGUGGAGACGCCUGCUGUUUGCGCUGUGCUUCUUCCACGCGAUAGUGCAGGAGAGACGCGCCUUCGGACCGCUCGGCUGGAACAUCCAGUACGAGUUCAACGAGAGCGACCUCAGGAUCUGCAUUAUGCAGCUGCAGAUGUUCCUAACGGAGUACACAGAGACGCCCUUCGAAGCCUUAAACUAUCUGGCGGGAGAAUGUAACUACGGCGGCCGCGUGACAGAUGACAAGGAUCGAAGGCUCAUCAUAUCGCUUCUUUCUAUCUUCUACAACGAGGAUGUCACCGGUGAUCCGAACUACUCGUUCUCUCCGAGCGGGGACUACCUGAUGCCGCCCAGCAUGGACUACAACUCCGUGCUGGAGCACAUCAAGGCGCUACCGCUCAUCGCCAGGCCUGAGGUGUUCGGCUUACAUGAAAACGCCGACAUCACUAAGGACAAUAAAGAAACUGCCGGUCUGCUGUUCGGGUGCCUGUUGACCCAGACGAGCAUCACGUCGGGGGGCGGAGGCGCCGACGGGGCCGAAGGUGGCGGCGUGGUGGAGCUGACACGCGACAUGGAGGCGAGGCUGCCGGCGCCCUACGACGUGUACGAGGUGUCGCUCAAGUACCCCGUGCAGUACUACAACAGCAUGAACACGGUGCUCAAACAGGAGUUGAUCCGCUACAACCGGCUGUUGAGCGUGGUGGCUCGCACGCUGCACGGUGUGUACCUGGCGGCGCAGGGCCUGGCCAUCAUGAGCGCCGAGCUGGAGGAGUGCAACAACGCCUUCGUGAAGGGCAUCGUGCCCGCCGCCUGGAUGUCCAAGUCCUACCCCUCCAUGAAGCCGCUCGGCUCGUAUGUCGCCGACUUUUUGUCCAGGUUAAAGUUUCUACAAGACUGGAUAGACGAGGGUCCGCCUGUCGUGUUCUGGCUGUCAGGGUUCUACUUCACGCAGUCGUUCCUCACCGGCGUGCUCCAGAAUUACUCGCGACACAACAGGAUUCCCAUCGACCAGGUGCACUUUGAGUUCACCAUCACCAGCCUGGAGUCCGAAUGUGAGGAGGAGCCAUCUUUUGGAGUCUACUGUAAGGGUCUGUUCCUAGAAGGUGCAAGAUGGAAUAGAGAGACAAUGCAGCUUGAUGAAUCUUACCCCAAGAUUUUAUUUGACACCAUCCCAAUAAUCUGGUUCCAACCAGCUCUUAUAGUCAACUUCAACCCACCACCAUGCUAUUUUUGUCCCAUCUAUAAAACAAGUGAAAGGAGGGGAGUACUAGCUACUACGGGUCAUUCAAGUAAUUUUGUGAUGUACAUCACUCUUUUGUCAGAUAUACCGCAGAAGCAUUGGAUAAACAGGGGAGUAGCAAGCCUCACUCAGCUUGAUGAUUAAGAGCAUUUUAUAGUAUUAUAUUCACUGGUAAUUUUAACAGGGCUCUUGUAUUGUUGUAUGAUAGGCAAACUAAUACCACUGAUUUAUGGAUGAAGAUUUGCUGCAGAAUUUUAAGAUUUUUAUGUUACUUAGAUAAUAUGAUCCUUUAUUUUAACCAAAUAUAAUAAUAAUGUACUGUGAUAAUUAUCUAGUCUAAUAAAAAAAUUAUGAGUCA